Hydra vulgaris (swiftwater hydra) is the source of this 873-nucleotide messenger RNA. The record is from RefSeq and is a predicted model, not a curated record. Lineage: Eukaryota; Metazoa; Cnidaria; Hydrozoa; Anthoathecata; Hydridae.
AUGAACUAUGGACUUUCAACUAAGUCAACACGAUUAUUGGCAUACGAGUUUGCUGGAUUGAUUGAUUGGUUAACAACAGUACAAAAGCCAGUAAAAGUGUUAGCAGGUAAAGGAAGUAAACAAGUAGGAAGAACCACAUCUGCAGAACGUGGAACAUUAGUAACUGUAUGUUGUGCUUCAAAUGCAAUUAGAAACUCUAUUCCUCCACUAUUUGUUUUUCCUAGGGUCAAAUUUCAUGAUUACAUGAUAAAAGAAGGUCCUCCUGGAUGCGUGGGAUUUGCAAAUCCUUCUGGUUGGAUGAAUUCAGACAUUUUUAUAGAAUGGAUAAAACAUUUUGUGAGGUAUUCAAACUGUUGUCAUGAAUCUCCAGUUUUGUUACUUCUGGACAGCCAUAAAAGUCAUAUUUCUGUUAGAGCUUUGGAUCUUGCAAUUCAACAUGGAAUUACAAUGCUAAGUUUUUCUUCCCAUUGUACCCAUAAAUUGAAACCAUUGGAUAGAACUGUUUUUGGACCAUUGAAAAGGUUUUACAAUGCUGCGUGUGAAAAUUGGAUGGUCACAAAUCCAAGACCUAUGACCAUUUAUGAUAUUGUUUCAAUAGUUCGCGAACCAUAUACAAAAGCUUUCUCACCAUCUAAUAUACAGAGAGGAUUUCAAGUAGCUGGCAAUGAGCCAUUUAAUCCAGAAAUUUUUAAAGAUGAUGAAUAUUUACCAUCAUCAGUUACAGAUCGUGCUGCUCCAAAUGUAGUAAACACAAUUCUUGUGGAACCUGAAAUGACUUUAGCACAUGUUGAUGGCAUGGAGCCUGAAAUGCCAUCAUGCAACAAGUUUUUCAAACAAAGUGUCACCAAGCAUUGCUUCAUUACUCUCGCCUGA